Syngnathus typhle (broad-nosed pipefish) is the source of this 1839-nucleotide messenger RNA. RefSeq names its product galanin/GMAP prepropeptide (gene gal). NCBI's taxonomy places the organism in Eukaryota, Metazoa, Chordata, Actinopteri, Syngnathiformes, Syngnathidae. The record is from RefSeq and is a predicted model, not a curated record. Gene Ontology annotation, cellular component: extracellular region. Gene Ontology annotation, molecular function: hormone activity. The transcript has 7 exons. The coding region runs from base 152 to 580 and encodes 142 amino acids.
GGGCUGCUGACGCAGGUGGACUGAAACCAGGGUGAGCCGGAGGACAAUAAAAGGUGUAUGAAGUACCCAUUUUGUGUGGACCGCAUAGUAUUCACACAUCUUCAGCUGCUGCCCUUCAGGGAAGAGAGUCUGUCUUUACAGCAUAUCAAAGAUGAAGAGGUCCUAUGCGAUUUUGCUUGUGUCUCUCAUCUUUGGCACAAUGUUCUCUGAGACUAUUGGGAUUGUUAUUGCGGCAAAGGAUAAAAGGGGAUGGACUCUCAAUAGUGCUGGCUACCUGUUAGGUCCCCGUCGGAUUGAUCAUCUAAUUCAGAUAAAGGAUUCACCCAGUGCCAGAGGCAGAGACAAGCCGAUCACUCAAUAUGGUAUAGAUGGUUAUGGAGCACUGGGAGAUAAGCCUGGUCUUGCUGGGAAGAGAGACAUGGACUGGGAGGAAAACGUCCUAACAGGUAGCCAAAGAAAAGCGGAAGAGGACAUUGUCCACACUGUCAUUGACUUCCUGACAUACCUCAAAUUUAAAGAAAUGGGAGCCUUGCAAAGUGUGACUUCUUCUGUAACAUCGGAUGAAAUGGCCAACCCAUAGCCACAUCACUCUCUGCUGUCCACCCUUCUUUACCCAACAUUUUGUUUUUGCCGAUAGAACCUCAGUUAACUUUAGAGCAGGGAUGUCCAAAGUUUGAUGAUCAAAUUGUAACGUCCGGGCAGACCCAGAAUUUGUUUUCUGCAUUGUAUUAGUUUUAUAUUGAGCUUUCCUAGAUUUAGCUUACUGGAGAACAGUGAGGAGAAAACAAAUUGGAGGAAGUACUCAAUGUGACAAAAUUAGGAGUUUUUAAAGAUGACUAAUAUAUGUCAUGAUUCUUCCUGAAAUGCAACACAAUUUAUUUCUAUAUUUUAUACAUAUCCUAGAUGUCCGUACAAACUGGCCACAAAGUGUGAUCUUAUCCUGAUAGAAGUCAAUAGUGAAACAGACUCCAUUAAACUACAUGUUAGCAUUCACACUGUAGGUCAAUGACCUUUGCAACAGUUAAAUGGAGCCAGGAGUCAGCCACCAUAGGGUCCAAUUGUAAUAUAAGACAGGAGACAGGAGGUGUUGGUUAAAUCUACCCGGCCCAAUGAAAAACACGACAGUUUUUAUUUUUAUGUUCUUAAGAAGCAAUGCCAAAUUGUAUUCAUGCUGAGACCAAAUGUUUAGACUGUACAUGGAGAGAAAGUUGGGGACUGUUGCUCUUCUCCUGAGGAUUGGCCAUUGUCCAAUCAAUCUCUGUAAUUAGAACUAUAAAUUCUCCUCAUAAAAAAAACUGUCAAUUGAUACUACGGGUACCUUCUCCAGGUUGUCUGUUUCCGAUCCUUCCACGGAUGAUCAUUGAGAUUAAUAUCAGAGUGCUUCAGAAUAGUCUGAUGUUUUGUUGUCAGUCAUUCUAAGCUAUUUUAACUGUGUUUUGGGUCAUUGUCAAAACUCAGUUUUCUGAGAUUGGUCAGCCAUUUAGGUGUAUUCUUCAUAGUCUUAAUAUUUCACCCUGCAGAAUUUCCAAACACACUGUAGCAACGCAGUUCCUGAAUAUAAAGUAAUGCGUUACUCCAUGUUUUACUGUCGGUGCACUGAUUGGUUUGUUUUAGUGUGUUUAAUAAAUUAAAGAUAAAGAAUUUCAAUGGCAUUCUUUGAUUUUUUAUUUUUGGACAGCCCUGCUUUAGGGGAUAUAUGUUGGUAUUUCCUACACUUGUUGUAUUUAGCAAAGCUUGGUUGUCUCCCAGAACCGAUGAUAUCAACUGAUGAUAUGAGAUUACACAUGAUGAUGAUUCAAUGUAGAACACCGAUUCUUGCUUCUGUACUUUAAUAUCCUA